Argiope bruennichi is the source of this 3286-nucleotide messenger RNA. Its product is annotated as gastrula zinc finger protein XlCGF7.1-like. The transcript has a single exon. The record is from RefSeq and is a predicted model, not a curated record. Bases 227 to 988 code for a protein of 253 amino acids. Gene Ontology annotation, cellular component: nucleus. Lineage: Eukaryota; Metazoa; Arthropoda; Arachnida; Araneae; Araneidae. Gene Ontology annotation, molecular function: RNA polymerase II cis-regulatory region sequence-specific DNA binding; DNA-binding transcription factor activity, RNA polymerase II-specific. Gene Ontology annotation, biological process: regulation of transcription by RNA polymerase II.
UUAACAGCAUUUGAAAUUUUAUUUGCAAACUGAAGAGAUUCUGUAUACUUGUAACUAAUGAACUAAUUUUUUUUCUGAGUGAAUUAUUUCAAAAAUAUCUCUUAUUAUUGCUUUCAAAAUAGAGAAAAUAUGUGGUUCGGACUUAUAUAGUGAAAUGGUUUUUCAGCUCUAAAACUAAUUAGUACAUUUACGAAUCUAUGUGUAAAAGAAACCAUUUGCUUGUGGCAUGUGUAAUAUGGCAUUUUCUGAAAAUUCGCAUUUAAAGUUACAUUUACGAACGCAUACGAAAGAGAAACCAUUUUCAUGCAAUGCUUGUAAUAAAACGUUUGCUCAUAUGCAGAGUUUAAAAACGCAUAUACGGACACAUAUGAAAGAGAAAUCACUAGCUUGUAACAUGUGUAAUAAAACAUUUUCUCACAUAUCGAGUUUAAAGAAUCAUUUACGAAUACAUACCAUGGAGAAACCAUUUGUAUGCCAUAUUUGUAAUAAAGCAUUUUCGGAAAAGUCAAAUUUAAAUUCACAUUUGCGAACACAUACGAAAGAGAAACCGUUUAUAUGUGACAUAUGUAAUAAUACGUUUUCUCAAAGGGCGAGUUUAAAGAGACAUUUACGGAUACACACGAAAGAGAAGCCAUUUGCAUGUGAUUUAUGCGAUAAGACAUUUUCUCAAAAGUCAAUUUUAAGAAAUCAUUUACGUACACAUACGAAAGAGAAACCGUACGCAUGUCACAUUUGUAGUCAAUCAUUUUCCCACAAGACAUCUUUUCAGGUGCAUUUACGAAUGCAUACGAAAGAGAAGCCGCACGCUUGCAAUAUUUGUAACAAAGCGUUUUCUCAUAAAUCUCAUUUAAAAUCACAUUUGCUGACUCACACGAAUCUGAAACCGUUUCCAUGUGCCGUCUGCAAUAAAGCAUUUUCUGAAAGAUCGAAUAUGAAAAGGCAUUUACGAAUACAUCUGAAUGUGAAUUUUACAGAUGCAGGCGUUUGAAUGUGAUUUAUGUAGUUAAAAAAAAUUGUUUUCUUUGGGUGGCUUCUUUUGACACACACCAUCAAAAACACUUGUGUAUACCUGUAGUGUUGCUAAUUCAUUUUCUUUUAAAAGAGCAUUUGAAAUGACUUUUAUUGAUAAAAUUGUAAUUUUGAAUUUUUUUUUAAAUCCUUUGCACAAAACGUAACAUUUGAAAUCUUAGAUUUGCAAACUACCACCAUUAAUUCAUUUCAUUUCAAAUAUUUCAGUAAGCUGUCAGCUUCGUGUUAUACAAUUGUUUUAUUUCCAGUAGUAUGAAAACGUUUCCGCGCCAACUUCUUGUGAAGAAUACAUAUUAAAUAGAAAUACGGCAUCUGUGAAAUGGUUAAACAUGAUAAUACUAGUGUCACAUUUCUCAAUAAUUUGUUUUGUUUGGAAUAGGUUUAAACAUUAAUCAUUAAUAUAAACAGUUAUGAUAUGUGAGUAUUACUCAAAGUACAGUUGAAAAAAACAUUUCAGUGUCUUAAAGAUAUUCGAAAUAAAUCAAAGUUGCGGAAUAGAUUUACUGCUGAUUCCUCCCCCUCCCCCAUCUUUAUUUAGGGUAGUUCUAAUGUCUAUUUAUUUUGUUGUUGUUAAUAUUUAAUGAUUUCUCCAUCAUUCUCAUUUGUGAACAAUAUUUUUUACUUUCUCGUGUAUGAAGUAUGGGAAAAAAUUUAAUCUUCAAAAAAUUCGAGUUCUAGAUUUUUACAAUUCUGCAAGUCACAGACCUCUCUGAGUGUGGAAAACACACUUUUGGCGUUAUGUCUGUCUGUCUGUGAACACGAUAACUCAGAAACUCUUUGAGUUGGAAGAAUAAAAUUUGGUAUAUAGAACUUAGACCAAAUUUUCCAUUCCAUCGGAGAUUCCGAAAAAAAAAAAAAAUCCAUUCAGUGGAAGUCUGUCUGUCUGGUUGUUGAAAUACAAGCGAACUCGAUAAAUACAAAACAUAAAGAGCUAAAUAGAUAAAAUUUAGUGCUUAGGUUUAGCACUUAAAAUGUAAAUUCGUGUCAGAUUUUGAAAUAAAUCUGCCAAAAAAAUUGACCUCCUGUCUUUCUGUAUUGUCGCAUACGCGUAACGGCAGUGACAUAAAUCAGUGAAAUUCGGUAUAUGAGCUUGCGACACCAACUGUAGUUCGGUUUCAAAUUUCAGUUGCAAUCAGUUGGAAAAACGCCUUCCAAUAUCAAAUAUCAAUAUUUCGCAACUAUUGUUCGCCAAAGCCAUGCAAGGCAUUCGUGACCCUUAACAAGGUCCACAAUUUUAAGUUGGAAAAGAAGAAGAAUAUAUUAGAGAUUAUGCGAGACUAUGUCUACUGAUUUAAACUGAAACCCCACAUUUGUUCAGUAAUCUCAUGUUUUCUAGAUAAGUUAGAUAAUCAGUACUUUUAUCGUGUUCUAGAAUGUCUCAUCUAUAAAAAAAAAAAAAUGUAUCUUUGGAAAACGUUUUAUCUUCUUAUAUAAAGUUCAUCGUAAGCAUGCUUCAUCAACUAAUACUUUCUUAAGGUAAUUUUACCAAGUUUUGAGGUAAAUUUAAUUACAAAUCUUUGUUCCAUCCUAAUAAUUCAGCAUUUCUUCCCAAAUGAAUGGCUGUAUCUUUUAGUUUAAGAGACACACAGAACUUUUGACAGUACACCAGCAGAUCAUCGUACUCCGGUAGAUAGAAACAUAACACCAGCUUAAACCCUUUUUUGACAUUUGAUAUAUUUCCUUUUCUAUAAAACAUCUGGUUGGAUAUUUAUGACUUAAUUACUCGUGUUUUAUUUCAUAGAGAGCAACUUAUUAAAAAUGCAUAUCUGAAUUAACUUAUAUUUUAAUGUACUAUCAAUUAACUUAUUAAUAUUAAAAUGUAUAUAUUAUAUUGUAUUUAAUAAAUUAAUAAGCAUUUGUAUUUUGCUGCAGAAAAUUGUAAAUAAAAGUAUUUCCUUUUAAUUAUUUUACGGUUAUCUAUCUGAUUAACAUUUUAAUAUGAAAUCAUACUGAAAGCUUAAUGCAAGUUCAUUACAGAUAUAUUGUAAUUUAUUCUGUUUGUUAUGAAUUAUGUUCCCUAUUCACAGAAAUAUGAUAAGCAAUCGUAUGUUUUAAUUAUGGAAUUGGUGUAAAUAGUUUCCUGCUUUUAAAUUUGUUUUUUAAAUUAAUCUUUUUAAUCGAAUUUUUUUAUAAAUUUAACCAUGGAAUAUGUUUUAUUAAAUUAAAAUGGAGAAUUUUUUAAUAUUUUUUACACUAUAUAAGUCAUUUAAUGAAAACUAACUGUAACCAUAAAUAAUGAAAAAUUAAUUAAACAGUA